This is a messenger RNA of Cuscuta campestris, 1589 nucleotides long. NCBI's taxonomy places the organism in Eukaryota, Viridiplantae, Streptophyta, Magnoliopsida, Solanales, Convolvulaceae. The record is from the annotation of a GenBank genome assembly.
UCUCCUCCUAUACCAUACCCACCAGACCAAGUAUGGUGACAAGCUUAUCAGCAUAUGACUUGACGGCAGACAAAACAAACCAGAUCUGAAAAGAAAAAAAUUAAAACGCCAGAUCGAUCGAUCGAUCGGAAACAAGAUGGGGCGGUCGCCGGAGGCCGGCAAAGACUAGAUCUAUCGAUCUAUCUCUCGGCGGCAGAGGAGAUACAGACACACAGAGAUAGAGAGCUACUGGUUGGGGAAGGAGGAGACAGUUUUUUGAAGAAAUGUCCAGAGCUUAGAUGGGAUCUAGCUGCCAGUUUACUUUCCACUAUAUGAUGGAUCAGAACAACUCGACUAUAAGGACAUACAUGGCCAUCAUGGCUGAGAGGGACGCGGCCAUCCUAGAACGGAACCUGGCCAUGGAUGAGAGAAAGAGAGCUUUAGCAGAGCGAGACAUGGCAAUGCUGCAGAGAGAUGCUGCAAUCUCUGAGCGCAACUCUGCGAUUCAGGAACGCAAUGAGGCCAUAGCUGCCCUUCAAUUCCAGGACACCCCUCAAGAUGAAAGCAACAUUACCCAUUACCCCCACCACAACCACCAGCACCCUCACCAAAUGGUUGCCACCUCAGUUGACCCUGUCCCUGCUCCGGAAACUUCCAUCCCCAGGAAGGUGAAGCGGCAACCAAACGAAAGCAGAGAGUUUGAGGAAGAGCCAUCCAAGUUGCCGAGGGUGCUCAAGGAAGAGAGUUUUGACUGGCAGGCAGUCUCCGCAUUCAAUGAUUGGGCAGAUGGUGGUGGGAACCACGGAGAAUUCGUGGACCCCGGCGAGGAGGAAGAAGAAGAAGAACGAGAAGGCAAGCCCCUCCAAGAUUCGUGGGACCCGGCGGAUGUGUCGGGCAUGCCAACGGCUGUAUGUUCGUGUACCGGAACUCCGCGGCAGUGUUACAAAUGGGGGAAUGGCGGCUGGCAAUCGGUGUGCUGCACGACGACAAUAUCAAUGUACCCUUUGUCGCAAGCAUCAGACAAGCCCUACUCCAGAGUGGGCGGCCGAAAGAUGAGCGGGAAAGCAUUCAGCAAAUUGAUUGGCCGAUUGACCGCUGAAGGAUAUGACAUGUCUGCCCCUCUUGAUCUCAAGGACCAUUGGGCCAAGCAUGGCACUAAAAAGACAUCUAUACUGCCUGCUUAAUCUGAUUUUUGAUUAUUUAAUUUAGGCAAAUGCUACUUUGAAACCAUGUUUGACACCACCCAAUCUUACAGACGCCGCACAAACAGUUACUUAUCAUCUAGACAAUUAUUGUCUGUGCGGAGAGACUAGUGAUGUCAAACCUGAUGUCAUAUUUAAUUUAGGCAAAUGCUACUUUGACACCAUGUUUGACGCCACUCAGUCUCACAUACCCGCACAAACAGCUAUUUAUCGUCUAGACUGUUAUUGUCCAUGCGUGAUUGAGAGAUUGGUGGUGUCAAACUUGAUGUCAUAUGUGAUGUGAGUGUAGCUUUACUCUUAAGUUAAUGCUUUAGGCUCUUUGUUUCAAGAGCAAUUUAUGGUUUGCUAACUUUGCUUUGUACCAUUAAUUUUUUUCAUUUGAAAAAGUAUACCAUUAGAACAUUUGAG